Miscanthus lutarioriparius is the source of this 3300-nucleotide messenger RNA. Lineage: Eukaryota; Viridiplantae; Streptophyta; Magnoliopsida; Poales; Poaceae. The record is from the annotation of a GenBank genome assembly.
AUGGAGGCCGGGGCACCGCCCCGCGGCUGGCGCGGGAGGGUGCUUUGGCUCGUCAUCGUUGAGAUUGUGUUGGUUCUAGUCUGGACUCGAGGAGCUGGUGCGGAUUCUGGUGAAAGCAAAGCAUUGUUUCCACAAGACGUCGAAGCUGGAGAGAAGGAUGUCUACCUUAGCCACUCCUGCAUCCAUGAUGAGAUACUACAUCAGCGGCGACGAGCUGGGCGGAAGGAGUACUCUGUCAUGCCACAAGUGUACCAUGAGUCUCGGGGGAAAGCGGAGCGUGUAAGAGGACGACACUUGUUGGGCGUGUCGUCUUGGUGUGCUCCACAGAAGAAUGACAGGAAGCCAAUACGAAUAUACCUUAAUUAUGAUGCUGUCGGGCACUCGCCCGACCGGGAUUGUAAAAAUGUUGGCGAUAUCGUGAAGCUUGGCGAACCUCCUGUACCGUCAGCACCAGGAACACCUAUAUGCGAUCCUCAUGGCGAUCCACCACUGGUGGGAGACUGCUGGUACAAUUGCACCCUUGAGGACAUAGCUGGGGAGGACAAAAAGCAACGUCUCCGGAAGGCACUGGGACAGACAGUAGAGUGGUUUAGAAAAGCUCUAGCUGUUGAACCUGUCAAGGGGAACCUACGGCUCAGUGGGUACUCAGCUUGUGGUCAGGAUGGAGGUGUACAACUACCCCAUGCUUAUGUUGAAGAUGGUGUUGCUAAUGCUGAUUUAGUCCUCUUAGUAACAACUAGACCAACCACAGGUAACACCCUUGCAUGGGCUGUGGCCUGCGAACGUGACCAGUGGGGUCGGGCCAUCGCAGGACAUGUUAAUGUGGCCCCUCGUCAUUUGACAGCUGAAGCCGAAACAUUACUUUCAGCUACCCUAAUACAUGAGGUUAUGCAUGUUCUAGGGUUUGAUCCUCAUGCCUUCACACAUUUUCGUGAUGAAAGGAAAAGGAGACGUGGUCAGGUCACUGUUCAAACUUUGGACGAAAAGCUUGGAAGAAUGGUUACUCGUGUUGUGCUACCACGAGUUGUCAUGCACGCGAGACAUCACUAUGGAGCAUUUUCCCAAAACUUCACUGGGUUAGAAUUGGAAGACGGUGGAGGCAGGGGCACCUCAGGUUCACAUUGGGAGAAGAGGCUCUUAAUGAAUGAGAUCAUGACUGGGUCAGUUGAUACAAGAUCAGUGGUUUCAAGGAUGACUUUAGCAUUACUGGAGGACAGUGGAUGGUAUCAAGCUAAUUACAGCAUGGCAGAACAUUUAGAUUGGGGUCGGAAUCAGGGAACAGAGUUCGUUAUAUCUCCUUGCAACUCAUGGAAAGGGGCAUACCAUUGCAAUACAACUCAACUAUCAGGAUGCACAUAUAAUAGGGAGGCAGAAGGUUACUGCCCUAUAGUAAGCUAUAGUGGGGACUUGCCCAAAUGGGCUCAAUAUUUUCCCCAAGCCAAUAAAGGUGGUCAGUCUUCAUUAGCAGACUACUGCACAUACUAUGUUGCUUAUUCUGAUGGUUCAUGCACUGAUGUAAAUAGUGCACGGGCGCCUGACAGAAUGUUAGGUGAAGUGCGAGGAAGUAAUUCGAGGUGCAUGGCCUCAACUCUAGUGCGAACUGGGUUUGUAAGGGGAUCUAUGACCCAAGGAAAUGGCUGUUAUCAGCAUCGCUGUACGAAUAACUCACUAGAGGUUGCUGUUGAUGGGAUCUGGAAGUCAUGUCCACAAUCUGGUGGGCCUGUUCAAUUUCCAGGAUUCAAUGGGGAAUUAAUUUGCCCGGUGUAUCAUGAGUUGUGUACUACUGUACCAGUUCCAGUGACUGGCCAAUGUCCAAAGUCAUGCAGUUUUAACGGUGACUGCAUUGAUGGAACCUGUCACUGCUUUCCUGGUUUUCAUGGUCAUGACUGCAGCAGAAGAUCUUGCCCAGACAAGUGCAGUAAUCAUGGUAUAUGCAAAGCUAAUGGGAUCUGUGAAUGUCAAAGUGGAUGGACAGGGAUUGACUGCUCAACAGCGGUUUGCGAUGAACAAUGUAGUUUACAUGGAGGGGUUUGUGAUAAUGGUAAAUGUGAAUUCCGCUGUUCAGAUUAUGCGGGCUACACAUGUCAGAAGGGUUCUGCAAUACUACCCAGUUUGUCAAUGUGUCAUGAUGUACUUGUUAGAGAUUCAGAGGGGCAGCAUUGUGCACCAAGUGAACUCAGUAUACUACAGCAGCUUGAAACUGUAGUUCUCGUGCCAAAUUACAAUAGAUUGAUGCCAAGUGGGCGGACCUUCCUUAACUUCUUCAACAAUGCCAAUUGUGCAGCAGCUGCAAAGCGGCUAGCCUGCUGGAUCUCAAUUCAACGGUGUGACGAGGAUGGGGACAACAGGCUCCGGCUUGUGGAGCGGGUCUGGAUUGUUCAGACCAGACCCUUUUUAGCAAAAGGGAAGAAGAAGAGAAGGGUGUUCCAUGCACAGGAUAUGGGAAGUAAGCGGUCCAUUUCACCUAGGCACCCGAAGAUGGGCUGCCUGGUGUACAAGCUAUGUUGGAGUGGGCUCUUUGUUAGAAGGUUUCCUGUCUUGCUGAUUCCUGAUGGCUUGAUACAAGGUGGUUUGUUUGACCAGAUGCCAUUGGAGCUGUCACAUGGCAUUAAUUUAACACAACAGGCCUUCCGCCGGUGCAGGAGCCUCCGCGGCGGCGUCAAGUGCUACCUGCUCCGGCCGGUGGACAGCCAGCAGGGCGACCUCUCGUCGGAGCAGCUCUACAUGUCGGACGGCUUCAUACGCAUGAUGUGGCGCCGGAUCCGGUUCCUUGGCGACGUCCUCAAGCACGGCUACAGCUUCAUAUUCACUGAUAUGGACGUGAUGUGGCUGAGAAAUCCGUUCCCGAAGCUGGACCGCGGUGACGGCGAGGACUUCCUGAUCAGCUCCGACAAGUUCAACGGCGAGCCGCACGACUACGCCGGCAACGAGCUCAACACGGGCUUCUUCUUCGUGGCCUCCAACGACCGGACGGUGGCGCUGUUCGACGAGUGGCACGCGGCGUGGCGGGGCUCGGCGGGGAUGAAGGAGCAGGACGUGCUGAACCGGAUGAAGCGGCGCGGCGCGUUCCGCCGGCUCGGCGUGCGCGUGCGCGUCCUCGACACGGCGCGCUUCAGCGGCUUCUGCCAGGACAGCCGGGACGCGGCGCAGGUGGCCACCGUGCAGGCCAACUGCUGCCGCACCAAGCGGGCCAAGGUCGCCGAUCUCAAGGCCGUCCUUCGCGCCGCCAAGCGGCUCAACAGGACGACGACGGAGAUUAGGUGGCCAGCGCAUCGCGAGUGCGUAAAAUCGUGGUUGUGA